Messenger RNA from Lampris incognitus (smalleye Pacific opah), 1103 nucleotides. RefSeq names its product homeobox A2b (gene hoxa2b). Gene Ontology annotation, molecular function: DNA-binding transcription factor activity, RNA polymerase II-specific; DNA binding. NCBI's taxonomy places the organism in Eukaryota, Metazoa, Chordata, Actinopteri, Lampriformes, Lampridae. Bases 77 to 1075 code for a protein of 332 amino acids. The transcript has 2 exons. Gene Ontology annotation, biological process: regulation of DNA-templated transcription. The record is from RefSeq and is a predicted model, not a curated record.
CAUUUUUUUAAAACUUUUCCGGCUUAAUUUUCUGUCCUUAAUUGCGCGGCAAUUAAGCGGAUGUGCGGGCGGGAGGAUGAGUUACGAGCUGGAGCGCGAGACGGGUUUCAUCAACAGCCGGCCGUCGCUCGCGGAGUGCCUCACGUGCCUCGCCCCCGUCGGUGAUGCGUUUCGGGGUCCAUCAAUCAGCGGCUCGGCGCCCGCGCCGCCGAUCCCUCCUCCCUUUGAGCACACCAUCCCGAGCCUGGACCCGGACCACGGCCGCCGCCUCCGCCGGCCGGAGCAGCCCCUGCAAGGCGGCGGCGGCGGCCGGCCGCCGGCCCCGGAGUACCCCUGGAUGAAGGAGAAGAAAGCCGCCAGGGGAAAACAGACCGCGGCGGAGGAGGAGGAGGAGGAGGACUCGCCGCCCCUCCGCUUCUCCCCCCAAGGCUCCCCAGAGACGGCAGACAGCGGUGCGGGCGCAUCCCGGAGGCUGCGGACGGCGUACAGCAGCAGCCAGCUGCUGGAGCUGGAGAAGGAGUUCCACUUCAGCAGGUAUCUGUGCCGGCCGAGGCGCGCGGAGAUCGCGGCUCUGCUGGACCUGACGGAGAGGCAGGUGAAGGUGUGGUUUCAGAACAGGAGGAUGAAGCACAAGAGGCAGACCCACAGCAAGGAGAACCGGGACAGCGAGGGGAACCGCCCGUGCUGGGAGGACGGGGGGGCGGAGGACGCGUCCGGGGCGCUCCUCCUGCACAGGGACCGGCACGUCCAGCAGAACUCGCUGACCCGCCAGCCCCCUGCGAGGGGGCACGGCGGGGAGAAGCCGAGUUCGCCUCUCAACGGCAACCUGAAACACUUCCCCAAGCCGUCACCCGCGGCUCCCGUCCGCGGGCCGACGCCCGGCCCGGAGAGCCGCUGUGCCGCCGGGCCCGGUGCGCAGCACGCGGCCCCGGACGGCCCAGCGGCGGAGGUCCAGCAGGCCGCCUGCUCGUCCCGUGCGUCCCCCGGCCCGGCGGGUCCGGCGGGAAGACCCGCGCCCUUUGACCUGUUCUCAGAAACGCUCGCGACGAUCGAGCUGCAAAACUUGAGCUAUUGAACAAUUAUAGAGACCCCCCCCUCGAAUA